AUGCUUUUACUGAGGCUGACAAUGAUGAUGGACCCGCUUUGCUUUUUUCUCUCUCCUCCAUGAAUAGUGCUUUCCUUGUUUUCAUCUUGUAUUGUCGUCAAGACUCUGUUUUGAGGCUCAUACAGUCCCCCCCUCCCUUUGUCCUCUCCACGCCACCCGCCAGCGCCAUUCUCUCCUCCACCGACACUGUUGCCGCCAACUGGAUCCGUUACCGUCAUGAGUGUUUAUCACUGCCACAGUAGCAGAGGGGGAGCAAUGGCUGCCCUUUUUGUCCUGCUUUUACCCAUUUUCUUCCCCAGCCUCUUCACUUCGUUGAGCCAUGCUUCACCAUCUAUUCUCACGGAAUGGAAUGCUCCAAAAACUAGGCACUCACGCCUUUUCAAGAGUGCUUUGCAACGCCAAUCUACCCAUGAAGAGCAGUCUGAGUUAUGGAUGCCUUUGUCUAAUCAAGGAUGGAAUCCCUACACUGAAUCCGGUGUUGUCUCCACAUUACCUGGAAAGUCUGAGGGAUACAUUCAGGUGUUCCUUGAUGGAGGAUUGAAUCAACAGAGAAUGGGGAUUUGUGAUGCAGUUGCUAUUGCAAAAAUUCUUAAUGCCACUCUUGUGAUUCCUUAUUUGGAGGUAAAUCCUGUUUGGCAAGAUUCAAGCUCUUUCAUGGAUAUCUUCGAUGUGGAUCACUUCAUCCAUGUUUUGAAAGAUGAUAUAUCUAUAGUAAAGGAGCUGCCCGAUGAAUUCUCUUGGAGCACAAGGGACUAUUAUGCCUCAGCUAUUCGACCUACCAGAAUCAAGACAGCGCCAGUUCAUGCUUCUGCAAAUUGGUAUUCAGAGAAUGUGUUGCCAGUCCUUAAGAGUUAUGGGAUCGCUGCCAUUUCACCAUUUUCCCACCGCUUGGCAUUUGACAACAUGCCCCAGGAAAUCCAACGUCUACGCUGUAAAGUUAACUUUCAAGCACUAGCUUUUGUGCCUCACAUUACAGCUCUUGGAGAUGCUCUUGUUCAUCGCCUGAGAUAUCCUCCUAGUAAUGUUGAUGAGCUUGGUGCUAACUACCUUGGAGAGAAGGAUAAAGAGAACAAAGGAGCGGGGAAGUUUGUAGCCAUUCACCUACGCUUUGAUAAGGACAUGGCUGCUCAUUCAGCUUGUGAUUUUGGUGGAGGUAAGGCUGAGAAGUUAUCUCUAGCUAAGUAUCGGCAGAGGAUUUGGCAGGGAAGGGUCCUAAACUCUCAAUUUACUGAUGAGGAGUUGAGGAGUCAGGGCCGCUGUCCAUUGACCCCAGAAGAAGUUGGAUUGUUGCUAGCUGCUUUGGGAUUUGACAACAAUACUCGAUUAUAUCUUGCCUCCCAUAAGGUUUAUGGUGGGGAAGCCAGGAUUUCACCAUUAAGAAGUUUGUUUCCAUUGAUGGAGGACAAGAAGAGCCUUGCCACUUCGGAGGAAAGAGCCCUUAUAAAAGGAAAGGCUUCCUUGCUUGCUGCAGUAGAUUACUAUGUUGGCAUGCAUAGUGAUAUUUUCAUUUCGGCAUCACCCGGAAAUAUGCAUAAUGCAAUGGCGGGACAUAGAACUUACUAUAAUUCAAAGACGAUAAGGCCCAACAUGCAACUGCUAGGUCAGCUUUUCCUAAACAAAAACCUGGGCUGGCCGGAGUUCAAAGAGGCGGUGGUUGAAGGGCAUACAAACCGACAAGGGCAGAUCAGACUUCGCAAACCAGGUCAAUCUCUAUAUACGUACCCUGCUCCCAAUUGCAUGUGCGAGGCUUGAAGUUACUUUCACCAAUGGAUGUGUGGUUUUGGCCGUAUAGAUGUUCUAUUAUUUAUUACUCCUUGUUAUUCGUGGCCGAAGCAUUUUAUUUUUGCCGUGUAAUAGUCAGAGAAUAAAACACCACUCUUAAUUCAUUUAUAUAGAAAACAUUCAUCUGUUACUAUAA
This is a messenger RNA of Ipomoea nil (Japanese morning glory), 1918 nucleotides long. RefSeq lists its product as uncharacterized. Lineage: Eukaryota; Viridiplantae; Streptophyta; Magnoliopsida; Solanales; Convolvulaceae. The record is from RefSeq and is a predicted model, not a curated record. The coding region runs from base 217 to 1752 and encodes 511 amino acids. The transcript is spliced from 10 exons.